Solanum verrucosum is the source of this 913-nucleotide messenger RNA. RefSeq names its product GDSL esterase/lipase CPRD49-like. The coding region runs from base 34 to 795 and encodes 253 amino acids. Lineage: Eukaryota; Viridiplantae; Streptophyta; Magnoliopsida; Solanales; Solanaceae. The transcript has 6 exons. The record is from RefSeq and is a predicted model, not a curated record.
AGAGAAACAUUUUUCUUUUGUUGAGUCUCAUCAAUGGUAGGACCAAUUCGUCCACAAUUUGUGCUUUUUGGCUCAUCCAUAGUACAAUUCAGCUUUAGUCAUCAAGGAUGGGGUGCAAUACUCACUGACCUUUAUGCUUGCAAGGCAGAUAUACUGCUGCGUGGAUAUGCAGGUUGGAAUUCAAGGUGCGCACUUCAAGUCUUGGAUGAAGUGUUCCCCAAGGAUGCAGCUGUACAGCCUUCUCUGGUCAUAGUUUAUUUUGGAGGGAACGAUUCAAUGGAACCUCACCCAAGUGGCCUCGGUGCUCAUGUUCCUCUUCCUGAAUAUGUAGAGAACAUGAGGAAGAUUGCAAUUCAUCUGAAGAGCCUCUCUCAGAAGACUCGGAUAAUCUUUCUCACUGCUCCUCCCGUGAAUGAGGCACAAAUGGCUGAAGUAUUUGGUAAUGAUCUUGGUCGAUCAAAUGAAUCCUGUCGGAAAUAUUCAGACGCUUGUGUACAGUUGUGCCAAGAGUUAGGUGUGAAGGUUAUAGAUCUUUGGAAAGCACUUCAACAGAGGGAUGAUUGGUUGACUGCUUGCUUUACGGAUGGAAUACAUUUAUCAUGUGAAGGCAGCGAAAUUGUGAUCAAGGAAAUCUUGAAAGUUAUCAAAGAGGCGGACUGGGAACCUAACCUGCUUUGGAGAUCAUUACCUACUGAAUUCCCCGAAAUCUCUCCGUGUAUCUUUGUUGAUCCAGAGGGUUCGACGGUUAUAAAAGUUUCAGAGAUGGAUUUUGCAUGGCAGACUCAAUGGCAAUAGUUCAGACUCUGAUUAUUCAUUUGAACUUGUCUUCAUGAAUCAGUUGGUUUUCUUACCAUGUAUGUGAAUUCUUCCAAGAAAAUAUAAUGCAAGUCUUCCCUAUGAAAUCAACUUAUUA